Molecule: messenger RNA, 708 nt
Organism: Gossypium arboreum
Lineage: Eukaryota; Viridiplantae; Streptophyta; Magnoliopsida; Malvales; Malvaceae
Exons: 1
Coding region: 1-708 (235 amino acids)
Source: RefSeq, a predicted model, not a curated record
AUGUCAGAUGAAAGAAUAGAAGAUACCGAUCAGGAAAUGUAUACUGGUGAUGAAGAGUCGUAUGGAUUAAGUGAAACCGAGUCGGUAACACCUAGCAUAAAUCCUGUAAGAAAUCAACCUCCUAGAGCAGAAAGAAGAAAUGAUAGAGAUAAUUCUGAUAUAUGGAGAAAAAUUACCGAUGCACUACAAAGCAUAGCAGAAAUUGUUCCUGCUACGACUUCAGUUCCAACUCAAAGACAGGCCCCGAUAAAGGAAUUGAGAAAGUAUGGUGCCACUGAAUUUAUGGGUCUAAAAGGAGUCGAUUUGUCUGUAGCUGAAAAUUGGAUGGAAUCGACUAAAAGAAUUUUACAACAAUUAGAUUGUACCCCCCGAGAGUGUUUGAUUUGUGUUGUAUCGUUGCUACAAGAAUAUGCUUACUUAUGGUGGGAAUCAGUGGUUCGACAUUUACCAGAGAAUCAGAUAACUUGGGAUCUAUUUCAGAAAGAGUUUCAAAAGAAAUAUAUCGGAGAAAUGUAUAUCGAAGACAAGAAACAAGAGUUUUUAAUGUUACAACAGGGUGACAUGUCAGUAAUAGAUUAUGAGAGAGAAUUCUCAAGACUCAGCAGAUGUGCCUCAGAGUUUAUUCCAACUGAAGCUGACAGUUGUAAGAGAUUUUUACGGGGUCUACGAGAUGAGAUCAAAAUUACAGUUGGUAUCUCAACGUAUUAA